ACGUACCAAUGCAUAUUGUGUCAUUUUCUGGCACACAAAUAUUAUUCAAUUCGUCACGCGUGGCUGUCAAAUUUCGCUUGGAGAGUUGGAUAUUCACAUACCUGACAAAUCAAACCAAUAUAAACCUGCCUCUAAAUUUUCUGAGGAAACUUCGUGGAAGCUCACUCAUGGCUUCUGCACUCUCCACCCAUAUAUAUCUCUCAUUUCUUCUUCUUCAUUUCACCCUCAAACGCUUAUCUCAUUUUCACCAUGAAACUCAUCAAAAAUCUUCCCAAAAAGCUCUUGAUGAGAAAGAAAUCUCGCUCCAUUCCUGGAUUCGAAUCUGACCCUGCUUCCUUCAGUUCCUCGGAUGAUUCUCAAACAGGGUUCAGAAACCCUACAAACGGGUCAGCCACGCCCACAAGCGUUCUACCUGCCGAUGAAUGGUCGGACUUCGAGUUGAAACGAGCGUUUGAAUUAAUAGAUAGGGACGGUGACGGGAAGAUAAAGAAGGAGGAGCUGGAGGCGUUAUUGAUCCGGGUCGGAGCCCAGCCACCGAGUCAGGAGGAGCUGAGACUGAUGUUGAGCGAGAUGGAUGUAGACAGUGAUGGGUGUAUUAGUAUGGAAGAGUUUUACGAUAUCGGCUCGGCUUUUGGGCCUCCGGCUUGCGACGACGAGCUUAAGGAAACGUUCGACUUCUUCGACUCCGAUCGUGACGGAAAGAUAACCGCGGAGGAGCUUUAUAACGUAUUUAGAACAAUUGGUGACGGACGUUGCACGUUAGAUGACUGCCAGCGAAUGAUAAAAGGUGUUGAUAAGAAUAGAGAUGGGUUUGUCUGCUUCGAGGACUUCACUCGUAUGAUGGAGCCUCAACGAUAAUUUUUUUUUUUUUUUUUAAUCCAUUGAGGUGAAUCAAUUCAGGAUUGGUCCAUCUCACUUAAGUUGUUUGAAUCUACCUCAUAUAAAUCAGACAUUUGUGAUGUUGAAUAUCAUUUGGGCUUGGGCAUAUCAUAAUUCGGAUCAUAAUUUCUUGUAUUUAAUUAAAUUUGUAAUUUAACGAUCAUAAUGUUGUCAAUUUAAAUA
Molecule: messenger RNA, 1062 nt
Organism: Olea europaea var. sylvestris
Lineage: Eukaryota; Viridiplantae; Streptophyta; Magnoliopsida; Lamiales; Oleaceae
Product: probable calcium-binding protein CML36
Exons: 1
Coding region: 250-858 (202 amino acids)
Molecular function (GO): calcium ion binding
Source: RefSeq, a predicted model, not a curated record